Messenger RNA from Condylura cristata (star-nosed mole), 3957 nucleotides. It is a transcript of the gene CALM1, whose product is annotated as calmodulin 1 (phosphorylase kinase, delta). Bases 174 to 515 code for a protein of 113 amino acids. The transcript has 5 exons. NCBI's taxonomy places the organism in Eukaryota, Metazoa, Chordata, Mammalia, Eulipotyphla, Talpidae. Gene Ontology annotation, molecular function: calcium ion binding. The record is from RefSeq and is a predicted model, not a curated record.
GGGAAAAGGAUGUUGCUCUUUGUCGAGCUGUUGUGGACUGAAUGAUAACCUCUUCUUUCUCCAUAUAGGCUGAUCAGCUGACCGAAGAGCAGAUUGCCGAAUUCAAGGAAGCUUUCUCCCUAUUUGACAAAGAUGGUGAUGGCACCAUCACAACAAAGGAACUUGGAACUGUCAUGAGAUCACUGGGUCAGAACCCAACAGAAGCUGAAUUGCAGGAUAUGAUCAACGAAGUGGAUGCUGACGGUAAUGGCACCAUUGACUUCCCAGAAUUUUUGACUAUGAUGGCUAGAAAAAUGAAAGAUACAGACAGCGAAGAAGAAAUCCGCGAGGCAUUCCGAGUCUUUGACAAGGAUGGCAACGGUUACAUCAGUGCGGCAGAGCUACGCCACGUCAUGACAAACUUAGGAGAAAAACUAACAGAUGAAGAAGUAGAUGAAAUGAUCAGAGAAGCAGAUAUUGAUGGGGAUGGACAGGUCAACUAUGAAGAAUUCGUACAGAUGAUGACUGCAAAAUGAAGACCUUCUUUCAACAAUUCCUUUUUCCCCCCUCUAGAAGAAUCAAAUUGAAUCUUUUACUUACCUCUUGCAAAAAAAAAAAAAAAAGUUCAUUUACUCAUCUGUUUCUAUAUAGCAAAACUGAAUGUCAGAAGUACCUUCCGUCCACACACACAAUCUGCAUGUGCUGGUUGGUGGUCCUGUCCCCUAAAGACCCAGCUACACUUCGGUUUUACAAUAUGAAUACUUGUACCUUAAUGAUAAGGAAGCACUUAGUGGAUCCUUGCAGCUCCAUUUGCUAACGAUGACCACACCGUUUGGGCUGGCCAGUUUUUCAUGCAUGCAGCUUGACAAUUGAGCACAAGUCAGGCAUUUGUAUUAAAAAUGAAAAAUGAAAAAACAAAUUCAAAACCUAUUCAAAUAGGUUCUAGUUCAAUUUGUUAGUAUAAAUGGUCACAGCUGGUUUAUCGAAAACACACAUUUCAGAUGGGCUUGCCUCAGGAUUCCGUGCGGGAGAACAGGCGCAGGGUGGCAUCUAGACGGCCCGAGGGCGGUGCGCCCCCGUGUACGGCCACGCUGGCACGCCCUGGUGGCACGCCCACUUGGGGCUUAGCCUGGUCUGCAUUGUGCUAGAGCAAAAUGGGUGUCAGGCCGUCACCAUUCACACAAAUUUUUAAAAAAAACCAAGCAAACUUUUUGUCAAGGGAGCAUCUUUGGACUCUCUGUUUUUAAAGCCUCCUGAACCGUGACUUGGAGCCAGCAGAGUAGGCUGUGGCUGUGGACUUCAGCACAACCAUCAACAUUGCUGUUCGAGAAAUUACAUUUUACGUCCAUUCCAAGUUGUACAUGCUAGUCUUUUUUUUUUUUUUUCCAAUAAAAAGACCAUUAACUUAAAGCGGUGUUAAAUGCUUUGUAAAGCUGAGGUCUAAACGGGACGAGGCAGUCGGAGGGAGGCCACUGCACUUUAAAUGCCCCUGCCCCCUGCUCCAGUUUCCGCCGUCCUGACACCCCGGCGUCAGCCUCUGAGCCCCAGACCUUGCCUACACCAAGCGAUAGCGAUGGCUUCACCGUCUUUAUGCGCUUGUAGGUCGACUUGGGCUUUCCUCGGGGGGAGGGCAGAGGUGAGUCACAGUAGUGUAGUGAUUAUUCAGGCAGCAGAGUUUCAAUGAAGGAAAAAAACUCUCAAGCAUGUCUCUAGGGGUUCUUGUCCGUUGUGCUGCUGAUUACCUGCUCCAUGUAACUACUUGAGACCAUCUGUGCAAGACAUGAUUUCGGGUGUGACUCAGCCCUCACUGCGUGUGAUAGAAGCCAUAGUCACUUCUCAGCCACCAUCCCGUACCUGAAAGUCACUAUCAGUCACCUUUUGACUUAAGAUGGUUCUUUUACUUAACCUAUGGUUUUUUUUUUUCCUUAAAGUCGACUUUGCUUUCUAUCCCCCAGGUAUCACUAAUGCUAGCCCCCAGCUUGAGAGGAAAACUCCCAACCAGAGUGAAUUUUGUACUGAGUUAUAAACCUGAAGCAAAGCUAGCAGCUGAGGAUACUGCUUUUUGCAGUGGGAUCGGUAUCCUUCAGAAGCCCCCGUAGGGCUGUAUUGUGUGAGUGCAGAACUUCAGGAAUGAAGGCUGUUGGUUUUUCUGCUGUUAGCUGUAUCUUAUUAGUAAGGAGAUUGGGUUUUCAGUGCAGGGGGGUAGGGAAGGCUUUGAUUUGCCGGGGAAUAGGCAGGCUACUGGCGAGCCCCUGAGAAGCUGGUGGCAGCCGAGCUGGUGCAGUCGGGCUGACGGUACGGAGACCCUUGGCUUCCCCCUCUCCUGCUCCCUGUCUCGCUGUUGGGUCGCAGCUCACGCGGCCCUGCUGAUGGGGCGGGUCAGAGCAGUGGAGAGGAGUGCGCCCAUCUGCCUCUGCUGCUGCUCCCGAGACUGGGUGGCUGGUGCAAGAGAGUGGGCACCCUGGACUAGGGUUGGGUUUUGUCACCCUGAAUCUCAGAGGAACAUCUAAGAGACCUUGGGGGUCUCUGGUGAGAUGGGAGGGCCCAGGACUCCUGGCUCAAGUAGGUUAACAAGACCUGCGUGCUCCUUGCAGUGAGGUCAAAUGGCCCAGCUAGACCUGUCUGAGGCCUCUGGUCAGUGACCCGGUGGUCUCAGUGGGUUGGGGGUGCUUUGACUUGUUUUUAAAACAUGGCCUGUUCUCUCAUCCUCUCACCUAGUCUUUUUGGAAGCCUAGGUGCACUCCAUUUUAGUGGGCCCACAGCUUUUCCUAAAAGACUCUGAACCACACUCCCGUGUGGCCAGGACUCUUCUUGUCCUGUGUGGGACCAGAAGUGGGCCCCCAGGGAAUGCUGAGCUCCGGUUAGGUGCAGAGGUGAAGCCCAGCCCACUAGCCUGUUCCUCUGGCAGGGGAGGGGACUGUCAGCCCAGGGGCUGGGCGUCGGCAGUCCCUGAGCGAGGUGUGGUAGCUGGAUGUGGUAGCAGUCCUCUUAGAGCUGGGUAGCACCUUCCUGUAAACUCUUGCCCCUACUUCUAACUGCUCUAUAAAUAUAUACAUAUAUUUAUAUAUAUAAAGUGACUAGUUUAACUGGCAUCCCGCUUGAGCCUGAGACUUGCCAUAAAAAACUGCUGAGUUCUUGGCAAACACUUUCAUAGUUUUGUUCUCCAUCUGUUUAGGGUAAGUGUGGAGCAAGGCAAAUGUGUCUCGCUACUUCAGACAGGCUUCUGACGCGCUCGUGCCAAGGAAGGCUUUUUCUGAUCUUUUGACAAACGAAUUUUUGCACACACUUAAUUGGUGUCUUUCGGCAACUGCAACACAUCGGAAAUUAGCUACUGUACAUAUUUUUAUAUUCUCUUUAUAAAAUGCAUGUCUGGCUGUACUUGUAACCACGUAACGGUGGCGGUUGGGCAGGCCCAGUGUGCUCAGGCCGGUCCCUGGCCGCCCGUUAGGCCCUCAGCAUACUGGGAACUUCCUGAACAAAGAAUGUACAUUUGGUCAAGUCUGCUCUCUGUUCACUUGAUUCUUUUAAACUCUGGAAUUAAUUACUGUAUAUCCUAAAUACAUUUCUCUUUUUGGCAGUGACUAGACCCCACGAAUGUGUCUUAAUCUAAUCUAUCCCUUCAGCUGGCAGUUAACUUUUUUUUUUUUUAACCCCUUGAAGUCCUGUAGGAGAGAUUCUUUGCGGUCCGUACCCCUUGGAGUAAGAAGGUAGUGGCGAGGGUGGAGUGUGUGUUCGUUCUCCAAAUCUAUUACCAUGUGCAUUUGUGUAGCAAGGAUAUGGUAGUUCCUUUGUUAGCAGAGUUACCCUUCACCGUGGGCUAUUGGAAAAGGAGAUGUACUUGAACGUUUCUGUAAAUCUUGAGCUAUUUACUGUUUGGAGAUUUAACCACCUCUGAUGGGGACCAAUUCUAUGGAAAUUGUAAAUAAGUUUAUUUAUAAACCUGGCACUGUAUUCAAUAAACAUUUCUGCAGCCCUCCA